Molecule: messenger RNA, 1041 nt
Organism: Drosophila suzukii
Lineage: Eukaryota; Metazoa; Arthropoda; Insecta; Diptera; Drosophilidae
Product: probable palmitoyltransferase ZDHHC24
Biological process (GO): protein palmitoylation
Cellular component (GO): Golgi apparatus
Molecular function (GO): palmitoyltransferase activity
Source: RefSeq, a predicted model, not a curated record
CAAAGCAACCAAAGUCCAUUAAAUUAAAAAAAUUCUAUAUGAUAAAUUUUGCUUGCAUAAAUGGUUAGAUUCCGAGUGGUUUUAAGAGCUGUUUGCUGCUGGAGUCGCAGGAUGUGUUUUCGAGCUGAAGAAGGGAUCCUUCGAUUUACGCAGAGACAUCGCGAGAAAUGCGUGGGCUUACUGCAUCCCUUUUCGGCAAUAUUUCUGCUCGUUCUGAUUGGAUUUAUGUUUAUCUUCGAAUUGUGGUAUGUUUUGCCGGCAAUAACCGAUCCCCAGGGCAUCUGGCACAAGUUGAACUGGCUGCUGGGAAUUUAUGUUGUCUUUAAUAUACUGGGAAAUUGGUGGCUCGGCUUUGCAAGGAGUACGUCGGUUGAGAGUUUGUCACCGAAAAGGCAACAUCCUGCGGCGGGUGAGGCACACCUGUGGCAUUAUUGUACCUCCUGUCAAAAACUAGUUCCCCCGAGGUCCUGGCACUGCAGAUUGUGCAAUGUUUGUAUUCUCAAACGGGAUCACCACUGCACUUUCACUGGAAAUUGCAUUGGCCAUAACAAUCAGCGGUACUUCCUGGGCUUUCUGUUUCACCUGACUUUCGGUAGCGGACAGGCCCUCGUCUAUAAUGCCAUGUUGUCUAGCAAAAUUAAGGCCUUUGGGCUCUCCGAUCCCCUAUUAAUGAUUGGCCAUGAUUACACUCAAGAUGCUGACUUCGAGUGGAAGUACACAGUGGCCAGCAUUUUCAAACUGAAUUUCCUUCUUUUCAUGGUUCCCUUCGGUAUGUUUGGCUUACAAAUGCUGAUGGUCCAUCGAAACAGUACAUGCUAUAAGAUAUUUGACCGCAGUUACGAUGUCGGCUGGCGGCGAAACUUUGAGUUGGUACUGGGAAAACGCGGCUUCUGGACUUUUCUUUCGCCAACCAUUGCAAGUCCUCUUCCCAACGAUGGCACCUUCUGGAUUCAAAAGCAGUUUGUUUAAAAAUUUGGAAAAAUUACACUAUGUUGAUAGUACCUACAUAAAAUUAUAUAGUCGGCUCACUCAUUCUUGUUA